Molecule: messenger RNA, 1464 nt
Organism: Pseudozyma flocculosa PF-1
Lineage: Eukaryota; Fungi; Basidiomycota; Ustilaginomycetes; Ustilaginales; Ustilaginaceae
Exons: 1
Coding region: 1-1464 (487 amino acids)
Source: RefSeq, a predicted model, not a curated record
AUGGCACGACAACUGCUGAGCUACGACGACCUACCGCAUUCCGACGCCGCCAUCCACCUCGCCUCUCCCUCGUCUCUCCCACCACCAUCGCACCACCACCACCACCACAACCACCACAACCACGAAGGCGACGACUACGACGAAGACGACGACGUCAACGCGAACGGCAAACGGGCUGGACAGGGCAGCGCUCGCAGCGCCGGCAACGGCCAGCAUGCACGGCCAAAGAAGCGCAACAAGACCAGGGCCGAGAAGCGCGCGGCGAGGGAGAGGGGAAAGGCGGACGGGACUUGGCCCGGUCGAUCCCGCUCCUCUCCCUCGAGGGUACCGGGGAGGAGCGACGUGGCUUCCUGGCGCCACGGCGAGGAGGCGCGGGGCGCAUACGAUGACGAGGCAGAGGACGAGGAUGCCGACGAAGACGAGCAGUGGCAUGUCGAGCCGUCUUUUAUCAUCCCCACGCCCUUUGACGCCGACAACGACGACGACGACGAAGACGACGACGAGGCGGACCGUCAUGGGCCUGGUGGCGGCGACGAAGACCCUCAAAAGUGCACCGCCUCGACGCCUUCGGAGCGGGGACGACGGCUGAGCCACGCCGAAAUCUGGGGCGACUCGGCGCUCAUCUCGGCCUGGGAAGCCGCGUCGGCGGAGUACCUCUCGUUCCACACCGCCCCGUCGACGAACCCCGUACCGGACGACGACGAGGAAAAGGCAAAGGCGAGCGCGCUGUGGUGGUUCAGCCCCGCUGCCGGGGGCAAGCUGGCGCGGGAGGCCAAGCGGGUCGCGGUGAGGUGGAGAGAGCAGAGGAGGGACGUGGCGCUCCUCAAGAAGGAGGUCGAGAAGCAACAGCGCGUCGGCCACGCCUCGCCGACUGCGGCUGCGGCUGCGCUUGCGCCUGCGGCAGGGGCGGGGUCGGGAGCGGAGGAAGACAAGACCACGCCGACGAGACGGGAGGAAGCACAGGCUCAAGUGGCGCGGCCGUCGCAGGCGCAAGCUGGCGCGAACGGCCACGGCGCAGCGGAAAGCGAUCCGCACCACUCGGCCGCGACGGCCGCGGCGACGGCGGCGUGGAGGAAGGCAUGUCGCAUCGUCGAGUCGACGCCCAACACGAUUGGCGCCUCGCCACCGCGCCCAUCUUCGAGGCUCGCACCACCACCACCUCCUCUUCCUCUGCCCAUGCCGCACCCGCCAUCGACAUCCGACGCCACAGCCAUCCCUACCGGCGCUCCUACUCCUGCACCUCCAUCUGCACCUGCAUCGGCACCUGCAUCGGCACCGACACCGGCAUCAAUGGCGAUGCCACCACCGCCGCACCCGGACUCGGAGCUGUUCCAAAACGUCACCAUGGCAUGGUACUAUGCCGGCUACUACGCCGGCCUCUAUAGCGCAUCGGCGCAUCGCGGCGGUGGCCCCGCGACGGAUCAGACGACGUCGGCAGCCAAGACGACCGAGGACGAGCAGUAG